Molecule: messenger RNA, 4204 nt
Organism: Electrophorus electricus (electric eel)
Lineage: Eukaryota; Metazoa; Chordata; Actinopteri; Gymnotiformes; Gymnotidae
Gene: pnpt1
Product: polyribonucleotide nucleotidyltransferase 1
Biological process (GO): mitochondrial mRNA catabolic process; mitochondrial RNA 3'-end processing
Cellular component (GO): cytosol; mitochondrion
Molecular function (GO): polyribonucleotide nucleotidyltransferase activity; RNA binding; 3'-5'-RNA exonuclease activity
Source: RefSeq, a predicted model, not a curated record
GCCAGCCGUCCAAUCAGCAUUGUUGACGCAAAACGAUGGCAGCUCCCCGUUAAUCCCGCGUUGAAGUGUCCAGACCUCUUUACUGAAGAGGUUCUUCUGCUUUCUCUCAAACAUGACGCCUUUCCUCCGACUCAGCUCCGCAUUGCGUGGAGGGAGUAUACGUUAUUGCCAUCGAAGCGUCUGGGCUAGUCAUGGGACAGAGAGGAGAGUAGGGAUUGAUUUAGGAGGAAGGAAAAUUGAAAUAUCAACAGGGAAGCUCGCCAGAUUUGCUGAUGGGUGUUCUGUCGUGCAGCUCGGGGAGACCUCCGUGAUGGUCACGACCGUGAGCAAGACAAAACCGUCCCCGUCAUCCUUCCUGCCACUCGUGGUUGACUACAGGCAAAAAGCAGCGGCUGCCGGCAGAAUCCCCACCAACUACCUGCGGCGUGAGAUGGGCACCACAGACUUUGAGAUCCUCACCAGCAGACUCAUAGACCGCUCUAUCAGACCGCUCUUUCCUGAUGGGUAUUUCUACGAGACGCAGGUUCUGUGCAACAUAUUGGCUGUCGAUGGCGUGCAUGAUCCAGAUGUGCUCGCCAUCAAUGGAGCAUCAGCUGCCCUUGCCUUGUCUGACAUUCCUUGGAAUGGGCCAGUUGGUGCGGUGCGUGUUGGCCUCGUGGACGGAGAGUUUGUCAUAAAUCCGACCCGGAAGGAGAUGAGCUCUAGCACUCUGAACCUAGUGGUUGCUGGAGCUCCUUCCAGCCAAGUGGUGAUGAUGGAGGCCUCCGCUGAGAACGUGCUCCAGCAGGACUUCUGCCAUGCUGUCAAACUGGGCUUGAAGCACACGCAGCAGAUCAUCCAGGCUGUCCAGCAGCUGGCCCGGGAACAGAAGGUGGUUAAACGCACACCGCCCAAACUCUUCAACGCCUCCCAGGAGAUGGUGGACUACGUUCGACAAUUGGCCAGUGAUGAGAUCUAUAGUGUCUUUACAGACCUUUCACAUGACAAGAUUUCUAGAGAUGAAGCUAUAAAGAAGAUACGACUCGUGUCUGAGGAGAAAAUUAAAGAAAGGUUUCCUGAAGCAGAACCAUUUGAAGUGAUGGAGGCCUUCAAUGCGGUGUCCAAACACAUUUUCCGUAAUUUAACUCUCAGUGAAUAUAGAAGGUGUGAUGGCAGGGAUCUGACCUCUUUACGAGACAUUUCAUGUGCGGUGGACGUGUUCAAGCCGCUGCACGGCUCCGCCCUCUUCCAGAGGGGUCAAACACAGGUGCUCUGCUCUGUAACGUUUGACUCCCUGGAGUCCAGUGUAAAACCAGAUCUUAUAACUACAGCUCUAUGUGGGGUAAAAGACAAGAAUUUCAUGCUUCACUAUGAGUUCCCACCCUAUGCAACCAAUGAGGUUGGGAAGAUGGGUGGUUUGAAUAGAAGAGAGCUUGGGCAUGGGGCCCUGGCAGAAAAAGCCUUAAGACCUGUGGUUCCCAAAGAUUUUCCCUUCACAAUACGGGUGACCUCAGAGGUGCUAGAGUCCAACGGGUCGUCGUCCAUGGCGUCGGCCUGUGGGGGGAGCCUGGCCCUCAUGGAUGCAGGUGUGCCAAUUUCUUCACCAGUGGCUGGUGUUGCGAUUGGUUUAAUAACCAAACCCAAUCCUGAAAAAGCAUCUGAUAUCCAGGACUACAGACUGUUAACUGACAUUUUGGGAAUUGAAGAUUACAAUGGAGACAUGGACUUUAAGAUGGCGGGAACAAACAAGGGCAUCACUGCGUUACAGGCUGAUGUGAAGAUCCCAGGGCUCCCCUUAAAAAUUGUAAUGGAAGCUAUACAGCAGGCAACAGUGGCCAAGAAAGAAAUUCUGGGCAUCAUGAAUAAGACCAUCUCCAAGCCCAGGGUCUCCAGGAAAGAGCAUGGUCCACUUGUUGAGAAUGUUCGAGUGCCCAUCUCCAGGAGAGCCCGGUUUGUUGGUCCCGGGGGUUAUAAUCUCCGCCGGUUACAAGCCCAGACAGGUGUGACAAUAAGCCAAGUAGACGAGGAGACCUUCUCAGUUUUUGCCCCGACCCCCAGUGCCAUGAACGAAGCCCAGGAGUUCAUCGCUGAAGUCUGCAAGGAUGACCAGGAGCAACAGCUUGAGUUUGGCGCUGUAUACACAGCGACCAUCAUAGAAAUACGAGACAUAGGCGUUAUGGUCAAGCUCUACCCCAACAUGAGCGCCGUGUUGCUACACAACUCCCAGCUCGAUCACAAACGGAUCAAACACCCCACUGCUCUUGGACUAGAAGUUGGACAACAGCUCCAGGUGAAAUAUUUUGGACGUGAUCCAACGGAUGGCAGGAUGAGACUGUCGCGUAAGGUGCUGCUGUCUCCUGCAGCCACAUUAGUGAAGACCCUGAGCGAGAAGAACAGUAUCACUAUGGGAACAGUGGACGACCAGUCAUCUACUUUAUCUUAACUUAUGAACUGUUCAGCACUUGUUGAGAACUCUCUCACUUUUUUUUUUUUUUAUUUUUUUAAAGGCACUCUCAAUUUUGUGUGCACGUGCGCAAAAACAUGUAUCUACCCACCCAUGUUGGGGAACAAUGCUUGUUGUAUGGCAUUGAUUCAUUGUGUUUGUGUUUUAUGUUUUGUUAAAAAAAAAACAACAACAACAAACUUUUUGCAGGAAAAAAAAUUAGUCUUGUAUUACAUAAUUCAUUUGAAUGUACUAUAAUGCAGGUACUGUAGUUAGGAUAGUUUUUCUACUCCUACCAAGGCUGUCUGUCCUCUCUGGGUUAAGGCCCAGAGCAAUACUCAUCCAUACUACUAUCAGUUUAUAAUUCCCUUUGAUAAUACCUGAGCCAUAAAAACAUCCCCUGGGAAGCGUCGGUGGUACUGGCAAUAAAAAAAGAUAACAGCGGCCACUUCUGCAUGGCCUCCUGGCAACUUGAACACUUAAAAAAGCCCAGCUUGUACCCAGAGAGCCCAAGGAUCUUGUCACAAGGUGGAUCUUGGAGCAAAAAUACCACUUCACCAUCUGACACCAUGCUGGAUGCUUACAGGGUAUUGCUGAUGCCUUAUCUUGUCACCUAUGAACUACCAAAGAAUGAUGGCUUUCUUCUUGCGGUGUGCAUUGUACUAAGGUGACAGAAGUACCACUACUGCUGUCCUCGCUCCCAGUAACACCAGAAUUAACAGUGGGAGCUGUGGGGAAUUCCACAAUGCCCAAGAGUAGGAAACGGAACUCUCCUGAGCACACAAAUGGCUCCAAGCAGGACAGAUGUGAUACAUUUACAGCAUUUAGCUGAUGAUUUGAUCCAAAAUGACUUACAGCUAUGACUGAACUCAAUUCAAGCAUCUGAGGGUUGCUGAGAGGGUUGCUCAAGGGCCCAACGGUGGGAAACUUGGUGAUGGUUGGAUUUGCAGCAGCAACCUUCUGUUUACUAGUCAAGUACUUUAAUCACUGAGCUAUGAUUCCGCAUAGGCCUGCUGCUAAGCUGCUUUGUGCAGAUUGGGACAGCCUCAGGAUGCACAAUGGACUGCUGUACCAUGUGUGGGGAAAAGACGGCACCUGGGCAAUGUAUGGAAACUGCUCCUGGGGCACUGUGGAAUAGGCAACGACACCAAUGGAUCUACAGGCCAGGCAACGGGUGACAUUCAGGUGUCGACUGGGUUCACUAUCCCUUCUGAUGUUUGGCCAAGAGCUCAAGGAACUUGUCCUUGGCUGUCUGCUAGAAUUGUAGAAGGACAGUGUGCCCAGAGCAGGGUACACCAAAGAGCUCUGCCAGUGUACUAUGCCACUCCAUCAUCAGAGUCACAGUGUAUGUGGUGUGGUUACUUGCUUCCAAUUCCCCCAUUAAGUUUAAUUCCUUUUCGCCUUGUUCUGUGUGUCUUUUUCACACGGUUGGAUAGAUGUGAGUAUUGUAGAGGUUGACAGCUGACCUGCAUGCAGAAGACUGGGCUUCAAUCCCUGAGGAGCCUGAGGCAGGAGUUACUACGAAUGCCAAUAAGAGUGCUUUGGGCAAGACUCUUAAAGCUAUAGUUUGCUUGUCUCUGAAACAUGAGCUGCAUGUAGACUAAUGAGGUCUGUGUUGAAUGUUGUGAAACCGAGACAAUUUGCUAUUGUUAUUCAAUUGAAAGGCAAUGAGGGGAACUAUGGAGUAAAACGGUGCCAAAUGCCCAGCCAGUUGCAGACCUCAGCCAUGACUGCCAAAACAAAGAAAGGUUGCUCUGUGAAUAAAAUAACUGCUGUCUGCUA